GGGGGCGAGGGGGGGGGGAGAGAGGGAGGGGGCGGCACUGAUGCGGCGAUUUGGUUGCCCCGGUCGAAAGGUCACAUCACGGCUUCCACGCGGCGCGUCGCGCUUUUGGCCUUCAUAGCAAUGGAACAUGGGCAGGAGGAAGGGAUCCCCGAUACCCGGCUUGGGCUUUUUUCGUCCCUGUUACCUUUAUUUACCACCUAAAUUCCCGGCCGAGCAGCUCACUGAACGGGGGCGAGGGGGCCGUGGCCUUGGCCCGAGCGACCGACUCCGCGCUAGAGCCCACCCCUCUGGCACAUGGACAGGCAAGACUGCUGGCAGCCAGUGGCCGGCCGGCCGGCCGGCCUGGAUGGUCGACCGGAGGCCUAGCCAAGGAUAAGCUAUCCGCAUGUCCACGUUUGUCCAUGAUAAUCGAUGAGUGGAUAUCCCGUCUUCUGGAAGCGCGUGCCCCCACGCUGGUCAGGGGAGUGGAUGUGCUCACGGUUCGACUGUUAUAGGGCUCCGACCUGCCGGAGCCUGCUUGAUUUUCUGGGCACCCUCUUUACAUACCGGCCCCCUAAACCAGGUGGGAGCUUGCUCUGGCGCGCGCGGGGAUCGGGGCCGAUGUUCGCACUGUGGUCACCAGGGCAAACCGCCGGUGGGAAGACGUCCCUCGGGAAAGGGGGGCCCAGCUAUGCUGGGGAGGGGGAGGUCGAGCUUGUAGCUUUCCCGGACACCAUCGCACUGCGCGGCAGGGGCCGCCGCCCGUGUGGCGGCAUGUGUGACAAUGUAUGCGCGCCUGUGUGUGAUUAGCACCCUCGUGGAUGCAGCUUCAUUGGCUUACAUACCAGCCGCAAGUAUAUAUUGUGGAGACAUGGAUAUGGCGGCUGGGCGGGCAAGCGAGCGGCAUUCCAGCCCCGGGAGAAGCCCCGAUUAGGCACGUUCACGCCCAGGGGGUACUCUCGAGUCGGGGCGGCCGGCGGGCCUAGGUCUCUGGCGGGGGCUCGAGACGCGUUGCCCUCUGUCCGAGGCAGGGGGGGGGGAGGCGGGGCCAUUGGUGGUGUUCGCUCAGUGUGAACAGACAUCGGCCGAGGGGGUUCACCGGAUACGGGUAGGCCUGCUUCGGGUGGGAGUCCCCGGUUGACCGUCAAGCCGGUCGGGGCCGAUGGGCAACAGCACGAGGACUGCGCGGGCCGUGAAGCAUCCCCAGCAUCGAUGGUCCAGAAGCCCGGGCAGGGGGCAGUCUGUGCGGAACCAUUGGCGGCAGAGCCGAGCGGGGAUUUAGGAAAGAGAAGGCAGGACUGUGUGGCGAUCCACCAGGGGUUGGUGGGG
This is a messenger RNA of Fonticula alba, 1308 nucleotides long. RefSeq lists its product as hypothetical. The coding region runs from base 412 to 789 and encodes 125 amino acids. The transcript has a single exon. NCBI's taxonomy places the organism in Eukaryota, Rotosphaerida, Fonticulaceae. The record is from RefSeq and is a predicted model, not a curated record.